Hippocampus zosterae (dwarf seahorse) is the source of this 4312-nucleotide messenger RNA. RefSeq lists its product as uncharacterized. The record is from RefSeq and is a predicted model, not a curated record. Lineage: Eukaryota; Metazoa; Chordata; Actinopteri; Syngnathiformes; Syngnathidae. Gene Ontology annotation, molecular function: nucleic acid binding; zinc ion binding. The coding region runs from base 1269 to 3392 and encodes 707 amino acids. The transcript has 2 exons.
GUUGUCGUCUUGUAAAUAACACCUUAAUCAUAUUGGGACUGCCAUCCCAUCAAUUGUUAUUACAAUAACAAAGUUGUUUUGUUGUGUCAUGAACAGAUCAUGCAGACUAUACUUCCUGUUUAACGAGAAGCAUCGCACUGGUUCUUUUAAAGCAGGAAGUGUGGAAAUGUGCUACCCUUCUGACACACUUCUGUUGAACUUUGUCAAUGGCCAAAAUCAUUUGGAAAGCAAACAUGCUUGUCAGGCUGUAUUUUACCUCCUUUUCCUCAACUGCCCCCCCCCCUCUCUUAAGAACCAGGAAAUCAAACUGCAGCAGGCACCGUGUCAAACCAUGAUAUGCACUUGGUUCUACCCCAUCUAUGGGGCCAAACGUGAUUGAGUCAAGAGCUGGUCUCCCCUGCCUGGAAAUACGAUCUGACUUACUCACAAGUAAAAGUUGCUCAGACACACAAGCACAUAUGCAUUCCCUCACAUGAGCGAAUGCAACCUUCUUUGUUUUACUGUUAUUUCUCCAACGAAAGCUCAAAAAAAGUUACAUGUUCAGGAAAUCAUUUGACAUGGAUUAGGGCUAACAUCUUCUGGAAAUUUACUCUAAAGUUGCACAAAAAUUGUCAUUUUGACAUUCUCUCAUGUGAGACCUCGGUGGGGUACUACCACACAAAAGGAUAUAAAGGAAUGCGAUGUUGAUCACACCCAUUUUAAUUGAACAUAUGAAUGUACUGGCAUGGAAGGUUAGUCUGUUGAAUCAUGACAACUUAUGUUUAAAGUUAUUGGAAUAUUAAGUAAGAACCUUGGCUGCCUCGGCUGACAACGGUUUCUCCAGUUAUCAAAGCUGUGAAUGUGCUUCUGAUGCAAUUCUUUAUUGCAAUUUAAGCCUUUAAGGUGACAUGAACCUGUUUCAAUGUGGGGGAACCUGACCACGAUGAUGUGAGGGUGAUGUCAUCUGAUAUAGAGCAGCCACACUUUGGGGGCCUAUUCCCCACUUUUGAGAAUUGCACCGCAACUUGCCGAAAGCAUACGUGACAAAAAGCCGGGAGAGAUAAGCACAACCUGGAACUGCUAAAGGUCAAGCACCGGUGUAAUAAUGCCAAAAUAUCACAACAGUUAAAACCAAACUCAAGAUCUGGAAUGUGUUCUAUACUUAAAGGGACAGCACAAGGCUUUGGAGAAGUUGCCAAAGGACGAUCCCAACUGAUGACAGUCUGCAAUUGCCUUGUGGGUUAGAAUACUCAUUGUACCGUAAGCUACAAUAGAUCCACAUAAACAAUAUGUCGCACAGAGCAAGAGGAGAAAGCUCUCCUGUAAUCUCAGAGUCUUCAAGAUCCAGUGAGAAUUCAAAUUCAAGUACCACUUCUAGCGGAAGAAUUGAUGCAGAAAUUCACCAGGAACAACUCAACAAAUGGGAGAGCAACUUUAAACUUCGAGAGGCAAUGUUGUUGUCAGAACUGAAUCAGAAAGAAGUAGAAUGGAAACUUAAAGAGGCAAUGUUGUUGUCAGAAUUGAAGCAGAAGGAAUGGAAACUUCGAGAGACAACACUGCUGUCGGAAAUUAAGCAGAAGGAGGUUGAGAUGAAGCUCAGACUUGAACAGGAGAGAACCAAAUUGCAAAAGUUACAAGCCAAAAAGGAAACCAAGAAUCUUCAGACGCUUGUGAAGACAUGUCACGGUUGCAAAGGUCUGACCCCUUUCAUGGAUGAAAUUCAGGUUAACUCUGCAUGUGAAGAAACUAAAGGUAGCAUGACAACAAACCCAAAUGUAGCAGCAUUCCCUACUCAACCAGUAUCUCCUACAACCUUAGUGACUCAGGAGACUUUGAGUCAGGCUCAAGUAAGUUCAAAAAGCACACCUAUUCCGCAAGUUCCACAGCCAACAACCUUCAGUCGUAAACCUCUGAAAUGUCUUGACCGGGACAUUUCUUCCAUGAAAUUAAUUGAUAAAGAGCCAUUAAUAACGAAGAAGACACUGAAACAUGUUCGGGUUGAUGAUGGGCACCAAGCUGUGAAAGGUUUCCCCCACAGAGAUCAACAAAAGGCACACAAUGAAGCUUCAGCAUUACUCAAAAAAAGAACUGAUAGCCCAUCUGCUCUAGAAAGUGCGUUCAGAGAAAAGCUGAUGAGAUGGCCCAAGAUCAGAGAUAAUGAUCCGCUGGCACUAAAAGCAUUUGUAGCCUUCUUGAAAAGCUGCAAUGGAAACGUUCCCUAUGGUGAGGAACUAACCUUUUUGAACAGUUGUGAGGAAAACUAUAAGUUACUUGAAAAAAUGCCUGAAUGGAUCAUCCACAAGUGGAGUCAAAUUGUUAUGGAUGAACUUGAAAUCCAUGGCGAAUAUCCAAAUUUUGCGUGUUUCGUACAGUUUCUGAAAACAGAAGCACAGAUUCACUGCAGCCAUACCGCCUCACCGCCCAUUAUGAACAACAAAUCCUUGGACAGUCGAUCACCUAAUCAGAAAAGGAGUCCCAAAACAAGUAUACAACAAAAGAAUGCCGUCUCCCAAAUAGUGUCCGGCAGCCCACUGACAUCUUUCUGCUUUUUUUGCAAAAAGGACGGUCAUGACAUGGCUAGAUGCCCCAUCUUUGCUGCAAAGCCUCUCGAUGGUAAGAAAACAUUCAUACAUGGCAAUCAUCUGUGUUUUGGAUGUCUCAAGAAGGGACAUUUCAUCAAAGAAUGUAAACAAAGACACAUUUGCAGCACAUGUUAUCGUCGUCAUCCAACCAGCCUGCAUACAAGCACGACUAAAAGACCUGCAAAUGUUGCCAAGAAGGACUAUACUCCAAAGGAAGACCACAGAAGACCAGGGGCGCAAAAGGUUCUCUUUCACUCAUCAGAAAAACGCUCCGCUGCUACAUCAAGUAUUGUUCCAGUUUUUGUCUCAUCAAUUGUGGAACCAGAUAAGGAAGUACUCACCUAUGCGAUAUUAGACGCACAGAGCAGCUCAACGUUUAUCUUAGAAGAUGUGCUUGACAAAUUGAACGUGGGUAUCCAGUCAGUUAAGCUAAAACUGAGCACUAUGACUGCCACCGACACGAUAAUAGCGAGCAAGAAUGUUCAAGAUUUACAAGUAAGAGGUCUAAACUUGAGCAGUCAAAUUCAGAUCAAGCAAGCCUAUGCUCGUGAUUUCAUCCCAAUGAAUAAGGGGCAGAUUCCUACGAGUCACACCGCACUGCAAUGGCCACAUCUGGCACACUUGGCGGACAAAUUGCCACCAUUUCAAAACUGCAAUGUGGGUCUUUUGAUCGGAUAUGACUGUCCGUCAGCUCUCGCUCCUCUUGAAGUCAUUGUUGGCGCUGCAAAUGAAGCUUUUGCACAGCGGACACAACUCGGGUGGAGCAUCAUAGGCCCAUCAAACCCCAGCUUUGACUGGUUACAAACCAAAUCUGACGCCUUAGUGAUGUGAAACUGAAAUAACUUUGCAUUAUUUCUUUUUCUAAUUCAACAAAAUUGUCCACGACACACUGGAUCAGCUGCACAGCUGAUAGAUAGCAAACAAAUCUCAAUACCAGAGACAGACUCUUUUUUUUUUUUUUGGUCUCUUUAACCAAAAUUAUUUGUGGAAAAAAGGCAUUGAUUCUUCUUAACAAAGCAUAAAGUGAAUGCUCCAUAGGGUUUUCUUGUGUUCUGUCAGCAGUAUAUCAACUAGAGACACAACAAUGUCAUGUUUUCACAAGUUUCUCCAUUUGUCAUCAGAACUGUCCAUCGAACAUCCACUGCUUCCUUCCUUUGUCUGCAGCAAAGAGACCAUUGCCAGUACUGUUAUAUUAAAAUAAAUAAAUGAGCCAACCACCUUCGGUAUUGAAUGCAUGACUUGAUUAUUCACAACAAAUGUGUCAUUUCAUUCAACCUAGUUUGGAGUGAUGAACACAGGUACCAAAUGUUGACUCGUAGUAGGAGUAGUAGUGUAUGACCAUUGUUUUUAUUUAGAAAGCAUCAAUAUUUUUAUGUCACAGUGGGGUCAUAAUCUAGCUCAGAUUCAAAAUUUCAGUUGUUAAAAACUAGAUGUAGUUUAAGUGUAGAGAUGUGUUGGAAGGGCAAACUUUGCACUCUGAAUCUUAUGAAACAUUCCCCACUUAUUACUUUGAUCUUGCAAGGUGCCAUUUCCUUCAAAAUGUGGUUUGAGUCAUACAUCAAGGGGCAUAGUACCCUUCAGCUUUGGGCAUCAGUCCAGUUGACUGGUGACCUGAGCUUUCUUAUGCAAACUUCCAGUUUUCAAAGGCUGCUGAGUGCCCUUUCCUGCUUUGUCAAGAUCACAUAAGGAUGUGUCGAGUAUUGGCUACGAAGGCAUGACACUACAAUUUUUCAAGUGGACGCCUAUUUGUA